Molecule: messenger RNA, 1784 nt
Organism: Setaria italica (foxtail millet)
Lineage: Eukaryota; Viridiplantae; Streptophyta; Magnoliopsida; Poales; Poaceae
Product: surfeit locus protein 1
Exons: 6
Coding region: 68-1102 (344 amino acids)
Cellular component (GO): membrane
Source: RefSeq, a predicted model, not a curated record
UGCCCUCUCUGAGUCGACCUGUCCUGAAGUCCAAACUCCAAACCCCUGACCCUCUCUGACCUCGGAGAUGGCGGCGUCGCUCUCCAAGCACCUCCUCUUCCGCCUGCGCGGAGGCGGCGGCGAGCAACGCCUCCUCCUCUCUCGCGCCUCCACUUCACACGCCUCAUCACCCGCGCCUCCUCCGCCCCCUCCUCCUCCAGGCGCGGCCGCGCCGCCGCCCCCAGGGGCAGGGAAGGAGGCCAGCGCGUGGUCCAAGCUCUUCCUCUUCGCUCCCGGCGCCAUCACCUUCGGCCUCGGCACAUGGCAGCUCUUCCGGAGGCAGGAGAAGAUAGAGAUGCUGGAUUACAGGACGCGGAGGCUGGAGAUGGAACCCGUGGCGUGGAACGAGGUGGCCUCGACCGGCGCCCUGCGUGAUCCAGACGCGCUGGAGUUCCGGAAGAUCGUAUGCGAGGGCGAUUUCGACGAGGAGAAGUCGGUGUUCGUCGGACCUCGCUCCCGGAGCAUCUCUGGUGUGACGGAGAAUGGGUAUUAUGUGAUCACUCCGUUGAUUCCUAGGUCGACUGAGCCUGGCAGUUUGCAGUCACCUAUCCUUGUGAAUAGAGGAUGGGUUCCUCGUGGAUGGCGCUAUAAAAAUGUUAAGGAUCACCAAAUCCUGCAUGAAGCUUCAGAACCAAAAGCUGUUAAACAGCCAGAUGGAAAAAGUUCGUGGUGGAAGUUCUGGUCUAAUGAGCCUAAAUCGUCUCCUGAGAUUGAAAAACCUAGAGAACCUCCUGUAAGAGUUAUUGGAGUAAUCCGAGGAAGUGAGAAGCCAAGCAUAUUUGUUCCAGCAAAUGAGCCCAGUAGUGGCCAGUGGUUUUAUGUGGAUGUUCCCAUGAUUGCUCGUGCUUGUGGGCUUCCUGAAAAUACUGUUUAUAUAGAAGAUAUAAACGAAGACGUCUUGCCAACAAACCCUUAUCCUGUUCCAAAAGAUGUCAACACCUUGAUUCGUCACUCAGUGAUGCCAGAAGACCAUCUUAAAUACACUUUUACAUGGUACACUCUUUCUGCUGCUGUGACUUACAUGGCUUCCAAGCGGAUAAAGGCUAAGAAGGUUAGGUUGUAACAGGAUUGGAGUCCACCAUAUACUUCGCACAUUGAAACCUAUCGCAGAUGCCCAAGCUUAUGCCUCUUUCAUCUCAAGCAAUAAGUAUAACAUUGCCCUCUUUUGUUUUAGUAUGUUGUACAUUGACUAGCAGUUUCUCCUGGUGGAGCUCAGAGGAUACAGGAAUUUUGUUAGCUUGAUUCCUGCCUCCUUGUAAAAUUUUUGUCAGGGAGCUUUCAUACAGGGUAGCCUUAUCUUCUUUUAGCAUUUUUGUAUGAUGAUUGCUUCACCCGAGAAAUUGUUGAACUGGGUUGUCUGACAUUGCAUUUUCCUUAGCUAGACUGGGCCGUUGCCGCCUUGCUGGCUUGCGUCGAGGUCACUAGCACCAAAAGGCUUUGUGCCCCUAUACUAGGAACAUCUGCUGAUGGGCUUCAUGGUGCUUUCACUAGCAGCUGAUUCUAAUGGCCACAAUCAUAUGGAGACCUAAAACGAGUUCGUAUCAUGUAUUUUCUUUUUCGAUUCAGUUUAUGUGUUCGUGCCUUAGCAUGUUUUCCCACCAUCUUAGUACUCCAUCAUUUGAAAUUGUCAGGCAAGCAAUGCACUUGUCCGGCAACAAUUUUUUGUUACGGCACGUUUGUAGAGGCUUGUGAUUUGUGAAAGCCAGUGUAUUGGAAAAUACAUUGGAGACAAAUUUAUAUGCUCA